GGGCUACGACCCCAACGUGAACGCCGGCGUCUUCAACGCGUUUGCCACCGCCGCGUUCCGCUUUGGCCACACCCUCAUCAACCCGAUCCUGUACAGGUUGGACGAGGACUUCCAGCCGAUCCCGCAGGGCCACAUCUCGCUGCACCGGGCCUUCUUCUCGCCGUUCCGCAUCGUGAACGAGGGCGGCAUCGACCCGCUGCUUCGCGGGCUCUUCGGCGUCGCCGGUAAAAUGCGCGUCACCACGCAGCUUCUGAACACCGAGCUGACGGAGCGGCUGUUCUCCAUGGCCCACGCCGUGGCUCUGGACCUGGCCGCCAUGAAUAUACAGCGAGGGAGGGACCACGGCAUCCCGCCGUAUAACGACUACAGGACCUUCUGUAACCUGACGUCUGCUCGGAGCUUUGAUGACCUGAAGAACGAGAUUAAGAAUCCGUCGGUCAGAGAGAAGCUGCAGAGGCUGUACGGCACGCCGCUGAACAUCGACCUCUUCCCCGCCCUCAUGGCUGAAGAUCUGGUCCCCGGCAGCAGGCUGGGCCCCACCCUCAUGUGUCUCCUCGCCACUCAGUUCAAACGCGUGCGUGACGGCGACAGGUUCUGGUACGAGAACCCUGGCGUGUUCACGCCUGCCCAGCUGACCCAGCUGAAGCAGGCGUCCCUCGCCCGGGUGCUGUGCGAUAACGGCGACAACAUCACGCGCGUCCAGCGCGACGUGUUCAGGGUGGCCGAGCUGCCUCACGGCUACGUCAGCUGUGACGACGUCCCUCAGAUCGACCUGCGCAUGUGGCAGGACUGCUGCGAAGGUGAGAGUCAGCAAACGCCGCAUCAGCUCGCUCGGUUUAUUCUGCAGUUUACUGACAGCUCAGAUCACGAUGACCAGGAAACCUCAGCAGACGCUUGUUGUUUUCAAAACACAAACAUUUACUUUAAGCUUGAAUAA
Neolamprologus brichardi is the source of this 937-nucleotide messenger RNA. The record is from RefSeq and is a predicted model, not a curated record. NCBI's taxonomy places the organism in Eukaryota, Metazoa, Chordata, Actinopteri, Cichliformes, Cichlidae.